GGGUAUUUGAUUUUACAAUAUGCAAACACACGCAGAUUACAUAACUGAUAUUUUUGUUUUAAUUUGUUGCUAUAUUUUAUUGAAAGAAUUGUAAUUUGAUUUUUAUUAUGUAAAGGAAGUCUAUGUUUUGUUAUGUAAAGGAAGUCUAUAUUUUGUUAUGUCUAUAUUUUGUUAUGUAAAGGAAGUCUAUAUUUUGUUAUGUAAAGGAAGUCUAUAUUUCAGAGAAUGUCUCAAACAAUUGAUCCUAAAUGGAAGGAGGAGUACAAGAAAGAUGUUGUGUAUCUGCACGUGAUUCCUAGGUCACGUGCACGUGAUGUUGUCAACAUUUCCCCAUUCGCCAUUAAACUAGAGCUUUGGCUGAGAAUCAACGAGAUACCUUUUGAGACGAUUGACUGUCAGGGAUUUUCAAAGAAGGGCCAAAGUCCUUUUAUUUUGUUCAAUGGUGAAGAAAUUCCAGAUAGUAACUUCAUCAUAGAAUACCUGAGCAAAUACUUUAACAAGAACCCUUAUCCAAAUCUAGAUGCCUCGGAAAAAGCUACCGCCAGGGCGUUCGUGAAGAUGGUUGAGGAAAACACGUCGUGGCCAAUAUUCGUCUAUCGAUACGUGGAAAAUAUAGACGAAUAUGCAGACUAUUUCAGUACAGAUCAGCCUAUGGAGGUUAGAAAACAAAUACUCGGAAAACUGCAGGAAUGGGUUGGUAAACGUGCACAUGGUCACGGGAUUGGACGCCAUUCUACGGGUGAAAUACAGCAAAUUGGGUGUGACGAUAUACAGGCCAUCUCGGAUUUCCUAGGGAAUAAGAAAUACAUGAUGGGAGAUACACCUACUGUGGUUGACUGUUCUGUGUUUGGCGUUCUGUCUCAAGUUGUCUACGUCCCUAUGGGAUAUCCUAUGAGAAAAUACAUCCUAGAAAAUUGUUCCAAUAUUAUCGACUUGUUUGAUAGAUUAAAAAAUACUUACUGGACGAACUGGGAGGAGCAGUGUAAAAUGUAGCACGUUGUUAUUACAUAUGUUUUGUUCUUUUAUUUAUUUUAUAGACUCUACAACCAUAACGUUGAAGUAAAGCUUUAUACAAGUCUUCAUACACAUGUGUCUUGAAUUUGUGAUAUCUUCAUAUGCAAAAAACUUUGUAUUUCUUCACCAAUCAUCCCGUUGCCCAUGAGAAAGUCAUAGCUAUUUGAGUUUAUAUUUUUUGUUUGUUUUGUUUUCCUGGGGUUGGGGAAAGCGCCUUUCCUCAGCGCACCAGUACAUGGUCGGUGGCUCUCCAAUAUAACAUCAACUUAUGCAUGGUAGUUUGGAAUUAGACAGGGGAAAGUUGACGUGAGAAGUUUAACAUUUAAUUUUACAUCUGUUCAACGGUGUAAAAGGCGUUUAGAACCUUUAAUUGUAAAUCUCCUUUGAA
Messenger RNA from Mercenaria mercenaria, 1402 nucleotides. Its product is annotated as failed axon connections-like. Gene Ontology annotation, cellular component: cytoplasm. NCBI's taxonomy places the organism in Eukaryota, Metazoa, Mollusca, Bivalvia, Venerida, Veneridae. The record is from RefSeq and is a predicted model, not a curated record. Bases 226 to 993 code for a protein of 255 amino acids. The transcript has 5 exons.